UCAAACCAUGGAUACUGAGCUGGAAAACAACAAUGUCGAGCUUGGAGAACCACAAGAGAGAGAGCGUCAAAGGAAACCAAGGAGUUAGUUACUUGCAGCUCAAGACUCAAGCUGCUUCUUUCUUACCGGUUUUGCAAGGAACUAGAGAUGCGACCUUGUUCACCAUCAAAAUCGUCCCAGGGAGGAGUGGAGCUUAUACAGGCGUAAGAGCAGCCCAACAGUGGCCUCACGCACCUACAGGCCCAAGGUAAGCCUUUAGAUUCGAUUUCUAAUAAGUUUCCUUUUUCUGUUUUGCAGGAUUUCCUUCUUCUAGUCUUUUGUAGUUUUUUUAGAAAGUCCCAGCGUUUGUAGUUUUGAGUCUUGAAGUGUCUACUGUUUUUAUGCUUUCCUUAUUUGUAAUUUUCCGCCUAAGAAGCCCUAAGCUGCAAAGCUAUUUAUAAAGCUCCUUCUCAGCUUGAACAGACACCUUUUGAUGAAAUAAAGACCUAGCAUUUUC
Molecule: messenger RNA, 496 nt
Organism: Arabidopsis arenosa
Lineage: Eukaryota; Viridiplantae; Streptophyta; Magnoliopsida; Brassicales; Brassicaceae
Source: the annotation of a GenBank genome assembly